This is a messenger RNA of Penaeus chinensis, 2108 nucleotides long. RefSeq names its product thioredoxin domain-containing protein 15-like (gene bug). Lineage: Eukaryota; Metazoa; Arthropoda; Malacostraca; Decapoda; Penaeidae. The record is from RefSeq and is a predicted model, not a curated record. The transcript is spliced from 8 exons. Gene Ontology annotation, cellular component: cilium. Bases 384 to 1814 code for a protein of 476 amino acids. Gene Ontology annotation, biological process: cilium assembly.
UUAUUAUUUUAAUCUCAUUGAAAUACUCCUUAUAAUAAAAAUAGUAAAAUAUUAUAAAAGUUAUUGGUACAGCAAGGUUCACAUAGCUGGCACCAGUGAAAUGGGUAAAAUUUGAAUUCCAGACGCAUGUAGUACAAGGUAACCAGUACAAGACAUCACUAAAAUGAUCAAUUUUUUUUGCAUAUUUCCUCUAUUAUGUAACUUACAAAUUUGAAAUAAAUAUUUUAUCAACUAAAUACAGCUUAUAAGUACAGCUACUGACUAUGGCCUGUGCACCUUCAGUAUUUCAGCACACAUCAUUUUAUUAGGACAGAACUUCUGAGUGUCUCCAUACUUGACAGUAAUUACCAGGGAAGUAUUUGCACGAAGUACAUUUAACCGUCAUGAUGAUGGUUGAAAUGUGGAAGCAGAGAUUCCACAUGGGAUAUGUUUGGCUUCUACUGGUUUUGUGUGCAACAGUAGCACAGUCACAGGAUAAUGUAAAAUUUGAAGGAACACAUGAACAAAAUGACCAUGAUGCUGAAGGAGAGUGGGAGGCCAGUGGGAAGAAAUCAUACGUAAUAGAUGGGAAGGAAAAUGCAGAUGAAAAAUAUGGAACUGGUGAUUCUAUGCCCACUGAAGAAACUUGUCACAUAGAUGACUGUUCAUUAAUGCAGGAUAAUGAUGACCAGAGUGAAUUAUCAAUGCUGAUUGACCAGGAUGAAGAGUUCAGCUCAGAGGAGGAUAAGGCCUCCCCACAAGAUCUUAGUGAAUUAAACAGUAAAUGCUCUAAAGAAACAAUUCAAGAAUCAACAGAUGGAGAUGCAACCAAAGAAGCCUUUACAGAAGGAACACCAGGUAAUGAAGAAGCAGAUAAGAAAGAGGAGGAUGAAGAUGAAAAUAUUAUUGAUGAAGGACAAAUGAUAGUAGAAAGUGAAGAAAAAGAAGAUGAAUCUAAAUUGAACAAGGUGGAUCCUGAAAUGGAAAACAUACCUCUUCGAGAAAUAUUACUGAAAUUAAAGCCUGAAGGUUUAACAGAUGACGAUGAAGAGGAGGAUCAGAAUAGUGAAUACAGCACUACAGAAGGCAGCAUGGGAGAUGAAUCAGAGGUAGAAGAAGAGGCACUUAUAUCAUCUGGAUCAUCAGAGAAGCAGGAUGAUAAUCUUGCCAAGACUGGUGAUUCCAACAGCACCGGGGGCAUUAGUGGGAAUACAAAUGCAGGAAGCAAGAAGGCAGUUUGCUCAAAGGUCAACACAAGUGAACCUGUACAAGAUGUUGAGGUUAUCAAUGCAACUGCACUUAUGAAGUUACUUCAGGGGGACCCCAACAUAACUAGCAGGACACUGGCUGGACCAUGCUAUCUAGUGUAUUUCUUCAGUCCAUACUGCCUAUUUUCUGUAAAGGGAUCACCAUAUGUAAAUGCCAUGGCACGUUCUAUUCCAAAUAUACCUGUCUAUGGUUUAGAUAGCAUUGAGUACCAUAGUGUAAAUGCCCGUUAUGGUGUCAUGGGAACCCCGACACUCCUGCUGUUUCACAAUGGAAAUGGGGUUGGACGAUUCAAUGCUUCAGAUUACUCAGUCCUGCAGUUGGUCUCUUUUAUUAAUCACUACACUGACCAGGAAAUUACUGACAUAAAUGUCACUUCCUUAGACUUUCAGGCCAACCUCCCAUCCAAAUUAGCCGAAGGCUGUCCAUAUGCUCUGUGGGCUGCAUGGGUCUUCCUCCUGAGCUGUGCAUCUUGGCUGUUCCUCACAUCAGAGUUGUGUGCAAGACUGACAGAGGCAAUCCUGAACAACUGGCGGGAAGCGGAAGCACAGCACGACCACCAUGAUUAAGCUGGAAAUGGAGAUUCGGUCUCAGAAUAUUUUUUGCUCAUAGUCAUUUUACUUUUUUGUUAUAUUUCUUUACUUGUUAUUAUUUCUGAUUAGUAUUAUUUAUUAUCAUUAUGAUGAUAACACGAAAUACAUUUCCAUGUUUUUGUUAUUACUUUUUUAUGAAUAUGUAUUUUCACUUCAUUAACCCAAAUAUUCCGGAUGGCAUGAAGAGUUACUGGCCAAUGUUCCGGCCGUCAUGAUAGAUGACGGCACCCUUACUUCCGGCCGUCAUCAGUGAUGAUGGUCUCAGUUUCA